Closterium sp. NIES-67 is the source of this 4406-nucleotide messenger RNA. NCBI's taxonomy places the organism in Eukaryota, Viridiplantae, Streptophyta, Zygnematophyceae, Desmidiales, Closteriaceae. The record is from the annotation of a GenBank genome assembly.
AUGGCUUCCCCGCCACGUCAUCAUGAUCGCAGUGACGACGGAUGGGGGAAGAGAGGGAGGACGCGCACGCAGCAUGCGUGCUCCUCCCUUUUCCUUCCAACCCACUGACCGUCGUUGCUUAUCGUCGCGUCGCGUGAUGCCCGAAUGAGCUUCACUGAACCAUGUUUUCUCAUUGCACACGGCUGGCUGGCGGCCACAAUGCUGUACUUAUACCUAUAAAUGCUGCCGAUGAGAAAUCUUCUGCCGACGCGCAGAUCUUUCAGAGGACAUGCACGAAUAUCCGGAUGGUGGUAAUACUGCACUGUACAGUAGGCGAACUUCAAGUUGAAGUCUCCUAACCCCAGACUUAUUAGGCGACGGAUUUCGCGGAUUCAUCUUCUUGCUACAAGGAAAAACUACGAUCGCCGCCAGUUAGGCCGUCGAUCAUCCUGGAUUGAUGACUCAUAGUCGCGAUGCUCCUUGGUGUUUUCGGGAGAUGCGUCGUCGCGUGCUACUAACUUACUAGGGGAUGCUCGCUUCCUUUUUUAUGGGACUGAUGUGAAAUAUCCGUAUCUUGGUUCGACUAUAAGUACCCCUCACGGGAUCAUCCUGUUAUCUAAGGCGGGACAAAUCUCACCCUGGCUGACACGUCGGUCUAAGGAGAUUUGAUUUGAUUUGUUCGGGCAUUUCUCUCACUGAGGCUUGGGGUUCUUCUCGGGAUCAUCGCCAUGGUCAGAGAAUCCACAGUUGAGAUCACGGAGGAUCUAGAGCAGCCUUUUCUGUCAGAUGAAAUCGUUAGCCUUGACGGUUUCCGUCAACAGGGGCUCGGAGCGGCGGAAUUAGGGUUAGAUCUCCCAGAUGACUGUUCGUCGGAAUCCGUCAACGGUAAGUUGCCAGGAGUCAGGUGUCAAACCGUCACUGACGGAAACCGUUACGGUGUAGGAAUUGACGAUGCCCAAAUCGACGUUUCUCAUGAGACGGGCUUUUGGCGGGAAGGGCCGGAAGCGGGGAUGCCAAUACUGGAAAUUUCCUCCAUUUUCGAGGGCAACGCUAGUGUUAGGAGUCCGGGACUGCAGGUUAAGGACGGAGAGGAGGAGGGUUUGGCCUCGCGUGAAGAUGCGUUGCUGCUGGAUAGCAAGCUGGGCGGCGGUGCUAGAGGCGUUGUUAGCAGCGGUAGCAGUGGCGGCGACAGCAGCAGGGGGGGCAGCAGGAGACGCGUGGCAGCAAGCGACAAUCUAGAGAGCCUGGACUACGAGGUCCUUGACUCCGAGUGGCACGACGGCGAGUGGCAGUCAAUGACGCAAGCCGACAGGAUCCGCCACACGGCCCUCCGCUGGCUCCUGGUUCUCCUCAUCGGAGCCUGCACGGGGGCCCUCGCUUUCCUCAUCAACCUCGCCGUCGAAGCCAUCGGGAGCGCCAAGUUUGGGCUGGUGUUUUCGCAUAUCAAGGGACAGAACUUCCUCUGGGGUUUCCUGGCGCUGGCAGCGAGCAACCUGGGGCUUGUACUCGUUUCAACGUGCCUCUGUAACUUCAUAGCGAUGGAGGCAGCGGGGUCCGGUAUUCCCGAGGUGAAGGGGUACCUGAACGGCGUCAGCACGCCCGCUGUACUCUCAGCCAAGACUCUCUUUGUGAAGGCGCUUGGCAGCAUUGGUGCCGUGGCAGGGGGUUUGGCAGUAGGCAAGGAAGGGCCACUCGUGCACUCUGGUGCUUGCAUUGCAAACAUUCUGGGCCGUCUGAGCCAUCGGAUCUCCGCCAGUCGCGAUCUCAGCCGUCCGUUUCCCUCCAAGCAGAAGCCUCGGCUCCAGUCUGUUAACUCCUUUGCCUCUCUGGGAAAUAUGGGGUCUCUUAAAGCCCUACGGACGCCGGUGUGGGUGCACAGCGACAGGGGGCUGAGGGACCUGGUGACGUGUGGUGCUGCCUCCGGCGUUGCUGCUGCGUUCCUGGCGCCUGUUGGCGGGGUGCUGUUUGCACUAGAGGAAGUCACCUCGUGGUGGCGUAACUCUCUUAUAUGGCGGAUAUUCUUCACCAACGCUGUGGUAGCCAUGGUCCUCCGAGCCUGCAUCUCGCUGUGCGAGGGCGACAGGUGCGGCGGCAGCUUCGGGUCCCGAGGCUUCAUUCUCUUCGACCGAAGCAAGUCCCAAACCGAGUUCGGGCUGCUGGAGAUCGUCCCAGCAGUGCUGCUGGGAGUGGUGGGAGGAGUUCUGGGUGGCGUUUUCAACCACAUGAAUGUGAAGCUGUGCGCUUACAGGAAGAACCAGCUGCACAGGCACGGUGCAUGGGUGCGAGUGCUAGAGGUCCUGCUCAUCUCCCUCCUCACCUCCGCCAUUCGCUUCUACGGCCCUUUCCUCGCCUCCUGCCUACCGUGCCCGGAAGACCCAGAGGAGGGAGGGGGAAUAGGAGGGAGAGGAGGGAUACGGGCACUGAUGGAGGGAGGUUCUUUCAACUGCCCGAGCGUUGUCGGCACGGGGGAUCACAAGGCCUUUGCCUGCCCGGAUGGGCAGUACAAUGAUCUGGCGAGCCUGGUGUUCACAACCAACGAUGACGCCAUUGGGAAUCUGUUCCGCACCGGGUCGUUCGGAAUAUUCACCUACUCCUCUCUCCUGCUCUCCUUCGCCAUCUUCUUUGCCCUCGCCAUCCUCACAUAUGGUAUCGCAGUCCCCUCGGGGCUCUUCGUGCCCUCCAUCCUCUGCGGGGCAUCCUACGGUCGCAUGGCUGGCAUGCUCAUGGCGCACCUCUUCGGCUCCCACCGAGUGGGCGAGGGCACGUAUGCGCUUCUCGGCGCCGCGUCUUUUUUGGGCGGGUCUAUGAGGAUGACCGUUUCGCUCUCGGUCAUCCUGCUGGAGCUCACGGGCAGCCUGAAACUUUUGCCGCUGAUUAUGGUCGUGCUGCUGGUGUCGAAAAACGUGGGGGAUCUGUUCAAUCGGAAUAUCUAUGACUCCCACGUGCACCUGAAAGGGAUACCCUAUCUUCCAGAAAACUGCACUCACCAGGACUUUACCGUGGUAGAGGGUGAAGCUUAUAACACGGAUGCAGCAGAGCAACUUCAACUGCAGCAGCAGCAGCAGCAGCAGCAGGAGGGGGAGGAGCAGCAGAAACAGGAACUCCCAGGGUCGUUCUGGGGGCUACGCAGUCCCAGAAAGUUUUCCUCAUCAGCCGAUCUUUGGCCCCCUCAGUCACCCCGACUCACGCCCCGCCUGACCACCCCCUUCCCCGCAUCACCCUCACUUGUUACCUCUCCUCUCACCACCCUCUUCAGCCCUCGGAGCCCGGGCACCCCUAAUCUUCCUGGGGACACCACCACUCCUUCCACCCCUAGAGCCCCUGGUGGUGUCUCUCGCAGACGGGCAACAGCAGCUGACGCUGUUGCUGCUGCCAGUGGUGCCGCCGGUGCUGCUGCUCGUGCUGUUGGUGGUCUUGGUUCUCUUGGUACCGGGGAUGCUGCUGUUGGUGCUGCUGGUUCCGGCUACCUUGUGGCUCUAGAGGGUGUGACUACAGUGAAACGGAUAGUUGACACACUACGUGCAACGCAGCACAACUCGUUCCCUGUUGUCGAUGUCAGCACUGGGAGGGAGCGUGCGGCCAGUAGGAGCGGUAGCAGCAGUAGCAGCUGUGGCAUUGCCUGCAGUAGCAGCAGCAAUGGCACGGGGGCCAUCACCAGAGGCAGCAGCAGCAGUGGCAGCAGCAGCAGUGGCAGCAGCAGCAGUGGCAGCAGCAGCCUCAGUAUCAGCACCAGCCGCAGCAGCAGCACCAGCAGCACCAGCUGCAGCAGCAGCAGCAGAGGGGGCAUGGCAGGACAUGGGCUUCUGCGAGUCAGCAGCUCUGGCACUGUUCUCCUACCAAAUGCGGUUCAAGCAGGGUUACAAACAGCGUUACAAACAAGGUUACCAACAUGGGCUCAAAGUGAGUCCCAAACAGGGUUUCUGGAGACUCAGACGAGCCAGGAGACUCAAACGACCUCCUUUCACGGGCUUAUCCUGCGCAAACAUCUUCUAGCUUUGCUACACUCCAAGAAGGCAUUUCACCCCCAACCAACCACCUGCAGCACACCAAGCGUCGAGGGAAGGGCAAGAAUCUUGCGAGAUUUUGCCGCUUCUCUGGCCCUUGUAGGGAAAUUACGGGUUCAGGACCUGGAGAUUACCCCCGAGGAGGAGGGGAUGUUUGUGGAUCUGCACCCGUACACCAACCGGUCGCCGUAUAUUGUUACGGAGAACAUGGGGAUGCAGAAGGCUUAUCUGCUUUUUCGGAAUUUAGGGUUGCGGCACCUCUGUGUGGUGCCUAAGCCGAUGGAUGUGAUCGGGAUAAUAACUCGCAAGGACCUUAUUAAUGCCAUGUGUAGAGAGCACGAUGCGCCAGAAAAUCACUGUAGAUGACCCAUUUUGCAAUCCCAUGAUGUUUACAUUGUAAGCAAUCAGCUCCUAUUGAGCACA